UCCGGUCCCGCUGCCCUCAGCGAAGAUGGCGGCAGUGGAGAAGCGGCGGCCGGCGGUGGCCCCGGCGGCCAGUUUCCCGGACAGCGGCCGGCCGGUGGUGUCCCGGGCGGCGGCAACGGCCGAGAGCGAGGAGGACUUCCUGCGGCAGGUCGGGGUGACGGAGAUGCUGCGCGCGGCUCUGCUGAAGGUGCUGGAGGCGCGGCCCGAGGAGCCGAUCGCCUUCCUGGCGCACUACUUCGAGAACAUGGGCCUGCGCUCGCCGGGCAACGGCGGCGCCGGGGAGCCCCCGGGCCAGCUCCUGCUGCAGCAGCAGCGCCUGGGCCGCGCGCUGUGGCACCUCCGCCUGGCUCACCACUCUCAGAGGUCGGCCUUCAACAACAACGUCGGCGUGGCCUACGAGUGCCUGAGCGCCAGCGGGCGCAAGAAGCGGCCGGGGCUGGACGGGCGCACCUACAGCGAGCUGCUGCGGCGCGUGUGCCGCGACGGGGAGGCGCCCGAGGAGGCGGUGGCGCCGCUGCUGCGCAAGAUCCAGUGCCGCGACCACGAGGCCGUGCCGCUCGGCGUCUUCCGCGCCGGCACGCUCGCCUGCUUCGUGCUGCUCGAGUUCGUGGCGCGCGCCGGCGCGCUCUACCGCCUGCUGGCCGAGCCGGGCCUGGCCGUGGCCGACCGGCGCCUGGGCCAGGCCGUGCUGGACACGCUGGAGGGCGCCCUGCAGGCCGGCGACGCCGCCGCGCCCGCGCGCUACCUGGAGGCCGGCUCGCGCCUGGGGCCCGACAGCCUGGCGCUCGCCAUGGACCGCGCGCGGGGGGCCCGGCGGCCCGGCGCCCCCAUGACCCGCGAGGAGUUCCUGGGGAAGGCGGCCGCCCUCUUCAUCGCCAAGGUCAAGCCGGUGGGCUGAGGCCGCCCCCGCGCGAACGCGGCGUGGACCGGGGCUGCGCGGCCCUGCGUGCGGGGGUGCGGGGAGCCCCCAGACAGCUUCGGACCUGGAGCCACGCCCCAGCCCCUGCGGGGGAGCCGGGGGUCCCGGGAAGUGGGCCCCGUUCCCAGCCCCGCGAAGACCCCUCCUCGGCGGUAAUAAAGUCUGUUCCCGAG
Molecule: messenger RNA, 1092 nt
Organism: Equus caballus (horse)
Lineage: Eukaryota; Metazoa; Chordata; Mammalia; Perissodactyla; Equidae
Gene: TPGS1
Product: tubulin polyglutamylase complex subunit 1
Biological process (GO): protein polyglutamylation
Molecular function (GO): microtubule binding
Source: RefSeq, a predicted model, not a curated record